UUAUCCCAGCUGACUGUACGCCGGCAGGAAAAGCACGAAGCAAUGGAAGUGGCUCAACACCGCUAAGUAAGUGUUCGUUGUCUGAGAUGCCAACCAACCCACUCUGUAUAUUCUUGAUAAUAAUUAACUAGGACUACGGUAAUCGUCGACCGGCCACCUCGCUAAGAGGAAGUGUUUUGGGUGCAGAGCCAAAACUAACGUUACGACACUGUAUAUCAAACGGUCCAGUUAAACUACAGCCGACGUCAACAGGUUCAAGAGGUGUUGUCCCAGUCAUCUCACCUGAUCUGAAACUCCAUCAUCACAUCUACUGACCCAGUGAUCUGCCAGCAUGUCAAACGCAGACUCUGUGAGGGUCCGGGUCUUCUCUCUGAACUGCUGGGGGAUCCACUACCUUAGCAAACACUGUGGUCAGCGCUAUGACAUGAUUGGAGAUAUGUUGAGCAAGGGAGAGCAUGAUAUUGUCUUACUGCAAGAGGUGUGGAGUGAGAAAGACCACCUGUCCUUGAAAAAGAAACUUGCCUGUAGUCAUCCUCACUCCCAUUACUUCAAAAGUGGAGUUAUAGGAAGUGGACUGGCCAUUUUCUCCAAACACAGAAUCCUUGACACAUUUCUUUAUCGCUACUCACUGAAUGGUUAUCCAUACAUGGCACACCAUGGAGACUGGUUUGGGGGUAAAGCUGUUGGGAUGGCUGUCUUAAGCAUUGGCAGCCUGACUGCAAAUGUCUAUGUGACUCAUCUGCAUGCAGAGUACUGCAGAGAGAAGGACUCUUAUCUACCUCACAGAGUGGUUCAGGCCUGGGAGCUGCAGCAGUUUGUUCGGCACACCUCUGCUGGAGCAGAUGUGGUGAUUUUAGGCGGUGACCUCAACAUGCACCCUCAGGACCUCGGCAACAGACUGCUGAGGUCUUACACUGGACUCCGAGACUCUUAUUUAGAGACUGCUAAAUUUGAUGGAUGUGAGGAUGGUAUGACUCUUAUAGCUGACAACCCUUUUACUUGUAAAAAGGAGCUUGUUCCCUUUGAAAAGGGAAUCCGAAUUGACUACAUCCUGUUCAAGGGAUCUUCCAAAACGGAUAUUUUUUGUGAUUCCAUGUCCACCACCAAAGGCUGCGUCCCUGACCAUCCUUUUCCAUACUCCGACCACGAGGCUCUGACUUCUGAACUCAGGCUGGAGUCACACACUCCACCUGAGGUUGGAAAAGACGAGCAAUCAAAAGAUCAGGACUCUGCUGGGAAGGUGGCUGAGUUGGUCGACAUUGUGACAGAGGCCCGUACUGAAGUCAAAGUGGGCUUGCACUGCGCAGAGAGGAAGCGCUGCACAGCAGCACGCACUGGAGUAAUGGGGUUGGCCCUGCUGUUCCUGGAGCUGGCCAUCGCCACCGUGUCCUGGUUGGCUCUGGGAGCCGAACAACCCUUCCCCCGUACCUCCUUCUACUUGCUGGCUGCGCUGUGCUUCGCCAUCCUGCUCACCACCUCUCUGCUGUACAUCUUCUACACCAUGGAGCUGAAAUCUCUUCAGGGGGCUGAAGACCAGAUGAGACUGGCUGUAGGAAGUCUGCAGGAGAAGCUCAGGGGUUUUCCUCUGGCUCAGCCUCACAACGUCCAGCGGAAGCCACCAGUGGGUGACCCAGAGGAAUAAUGUCAGAGCCAACUGGGUCAAAGCGGGCUCAGUGAAAGGAAGCCUUUGAAGUGAGCUUUAAGAGGGAUGUUUGAGGGAGUCAUUGCUCCUCUGAAUGUGUUUUAUGCUCUAGAGAUUUAGAUUUGUACUGCAGAAUGAAGGAAGUUUCUGAUAAUAGUGCAGGACACAAUCAUGCUUUGACAUUUUUAUACUUUUUAUAUACUUGUCGCUUUUAUUACCUCUAGAUUUCCCUCUAUGCACCUCCACAGAUAUGCUUCCUAUUUGCCAGUAAGAUACUUCUGUGCUACUGCUGUGCUUAAGGGUCAUAAAAAGUGAUCAUUUGUGUUUUUAAAGCAUCAGGUCUGACUUGCAUUCCACCUGCCAGUAGUUUCACCGGGACCAGUUGUUUCUGUUUUUAAUUUCAUGCUUCCUAUUUUGUCCACCACACAGUCAUUGUGGGUCCAGAAUGUGUUUGCAUAUUUACUUGAUGUGCUUAAAUAUUUACAGAAAUGGUUUCCGCUGCACACAAGACACAGGUUUACAUUUAGGUCAGUAACAUUUUUUUCUCUGCAGGACAGAUCACCGAGAACUUCCUGUAGCACUUAAAGACAAGGAUCCUAAGGCAUUGGUUUACACUUCUCAGCUUAGUAUACUGUAGGAAAAGGGACAAAGUUUAUCUGCAUGUCUCAGUUCUCAUCUUGCACUAGAAAGUAUCUUUAUGUCAGAGACAAUCUACACUCCUCUUUCCCAAACUAUAGCUGUGGGAAUGUGCUUAAGCUAUUCUGUCAUAUAUACUCUUAACUUCUGCCUAAUUUGAUCACAUGAAUUACCUCUGCAAAGCCUUUUGUGCGGUAGAAAAUUAAAAUCACUUAAUAUAUCUUUAGUGUGCAGUGCACUUAGUUGACUAACCAGAUAAACCACUUCUUUUUAUGUAUGCUGGGAAAUUACUUAAUGUUCCAUAUCACUGUACAACAGUGUUAUGAUUUAGCUAGAGCCUAACAAUGUCACCUCAGUGUAUGAAAAGUACUCUGUAGUUUUUUAUCUUUUUAAGGUUCACAGAAUUUCAGAUGACCCCUGAUGUUCAUUCCAAUUGAAAAUUGUGAUGAGCAUGAUCAUGAAAGCAAUAAUAAAGACAUUACACUCA
Molecule: messenger RNA, 2765 nt
Organism: Lates calcarifer (barramundi perch)
Lineage: Eukaryota; Metazoa; Chordata; Actinopteri; Centropomidae
Gene: smpd2b
Product: sphingomyelin phosphodiesterase 2b
Exons: 11
Coding region: 332-1642 (436 amino acids)
Cellular component (GO): cytoplasm
Molecular function (GO): sphingomyelin phosphodiesterase activity
Source: RefSeq, a predicted model, not a curated record